This is a messenger RNA of Coccinella septempunctata (seven-spotted ladybird), 1815 nucleotides long. Its product is annotated as 4-coumarate--CoA ligase 1-like. Gene Ontology annotation, molecular function: long-chain fatty acid-CoA ligase activity. Gene Ontology annotation, biological process: fatty-acyl-CoA biosynthetic process; long-chain fatty acid metabolic process. The transcript is spliced from 6 exons. NCBI's taxonomy places the organism in Eukaryota, Metazoa, Arthropoda, Insecta, Coleoptera, Coccinellidae. The record is from RefSeq and is a predicted model, not a curated record. Bases 164 to 1765 code for a protein of 533 amino acids.
UUAUGAAAUUUCAAUAAAACCAGCUAGAUGGGAUCGACCUCGAUUUCACCCAGUACUUUUUGAUUAGUAACUGUUCGGUUUCGCAAAAUAGACCUGAGCAACUUAUGGAAAUAUUUCGUUUCAAGUUUCACAUUUGAUAACCGGAAGACGCCGCCAAUAAAUAAUGUCAGAAAACCACGAAUAUAUUAUCAAAAUGCCCGAAGAAAAUCCUGUACCAGAGUAUGGACUAGGAUACGAAAUUUUUCAUCAAAUGAAGCUUAGGGAAGAUGAAAUAGCCCAGUUCAUGGUAGAAACGGACGAAUCUGUAACGUUUGGGGAGCUUCUGGAUGAGUCAAUUAGGGUCGCCAUCAAUCUGAAAAAAAUUGGUGUUGCUGCUGAUGAUAUAGUAGCAAUCAGCUCUUGGAAUAAUAAGCACACAUGUGUUCCCUAUAUUGCUGGUUUAUUCAAUGGUAGUAUAGUGACUUUCUUAGAUCCACUUGUAGUUCCGAGUGAUAAAGCCUUCAUGCUCCGCAAAGUUACACCUAAGAUACUGUUUGUCGACGAGGAUAAUCUUGAGAAUAUUAAAGAGUCACUGAGACUAGGAGAACUGAAUAUAAAAAUUAUUGUUAUUGGGAAGGACCCUUCCGGAUAUAUCUCAUUCGAUGAAUUUCUGAACGCAUCGAAACAGGAAAUCAAAGAUUUUCAACCAGUUAAAAUAGAAGACAAUGAACGCACUGCUGUCAUUGUGUUCAGUAGCGGAACCACAGGAGUGCCUAAGGGAAUAUGCCUCUCACAUUUGGGCAUUCUGUCUCGAACUAGUGGAUACACCCUUCCUGUUUUCUUAAUAUUUACUUCUCCCAAUUGGAUUUCCUACAUUUUAGUAUUGAUAAAGUGCCUUCGAUUAGGUGGUGCGAGGGUCCUCAGUAAAUUUUAUGACAUGAGCCAAAUAUGGAGGAUGAUUGACAAAUACAAAAUAAAUAUUCUAAUCGCCUCAGUUUAUCAGUGUUGCCAAUUGAUUAAACAUCCCAUUGAGGAUGGUAUCAAUGUUUCUUCCUUGGGUUUGAUAAUGAUCAGCGGGGCAACCCUGCCACUUGAAAUAUACAAUAGGAUGAAAAAAGUAAUUCCUAAUCCUAUCAUACUACAAGCUUAUGGGUUGACAGAAGGAUGUGGGCCUUCUUUGGUAUUUGAUCUAGGCCGAGCUGAAGAACGAGAAUGGCAAAAAAAUAAACCAGAGAGCUGCGGAACUCCAAUUCCUGGCAUAUGGUACAAGGUAGUAGAUCCAGAAACCGAGAAGAUUCUGGGACCAAAUAAACCAGGAGAGCUCAGACUGAAAACAAAAUUCGCAAUGGUUGGUUAUUACAACGAAGAAUCAUCGAAAGAUUUUGACUCCGAUGGUUAUUUGAAAACUGGCGACAUUGUGCAAUAUGACGAAGAUAGGUGCUUUUACGUUGUAGACAGAAUACGGGAAAUGUUGAAAUAUAAGGGAAACGUAGUCAGUCCCACAGCACUGGAGAGUAUUUUAGCUACUCACCCUUCUGUGGAUAUAGCAGCAGUGAUUGGCCUUCCACAUGUGGAAGAUGGUGACCAUCCAUUGGGAAUCGUGAAGUUGAGAUCGAAUUGCACCGCCACACCCGAGGAAUUAGUGGAAUACGCGUAUAACAAAAUCGCAGAUAAAAUACAAAGAUUGUGGGCUGGUGUUAAAAUAGUCGAUGAUCUACCAGUGAAUGGAACAGGGAAAAUUCACAAGAGAAAGUUGAGAGACAUGGUAAUGGCAGGAAAAAUUUAAUAAUGUUAUUAUUGUUUAUGCUUUAAAAAUAUAACAUCAGGAACAAAGUA